Molecule: messenger RNA, 762 nt
Organism: Elaeis guineensis (African oil palm)
Lineage: Eukaryota; Viridiplantae; Streptophyta; Magnoliopsida; Arecales; Arecaceae
Product: dirigent protein 22-like
Source: RefSeq, a predicted model, not a curated record
ACCAAAACCCAAACUCCCAUAUCCCAUCCCCCAUCCCCUCUCUCUCUCUCUCUCUCUCUGAAGCUUACCAUGGCCAAACUCUUUUCCAUCUCCAUUCUUCUCCUCUUAUUCAUCACCAUCAUCCCCUCCUGGGCCAAGGAUGGAGAACACUACAGUUUCCUCUUGAGCCAAAAGCCGGCGACGCCGCGGGUGCGCCAGAAGUUGAGCCACCUGCGGCUAUUCUGGCACGACCUCGUAAGCGGGCCGGAUCCGACCGCCGUCAGGGUGGCCCAGGCGGCCUCGGCCGAUAAGUCGGCGACCGGGUUCGGCACGUUGGUCAUGAUCGACGACGCGCUGACCGUGAGCCCUGAACCCACUUCGAAGCUAGUGGGCCGGGCCCAGGGGUUCUACGCCCUGGCAUCUAAAGAGGAGGCGGCCCUGCUGAUGUCCAUGAACUUUGCCUUUAUCGAAGGCAAGUACAACGGCAGCACGGUGACCAUAUUGGGCAGGAAUGCGGUGUUCUCGGAGGUGAGGGAGAUGCCGGUGAUAGGGGGAAGUGGGCUUUUCCGAAUGGCCCAAGGUUAUGCCCAGGCCCGGACGCAUAGCUUCAAUCCUAAGACUGGUGAUGCUGUGGUAGAGUAUAAUGUUUUUGUGAUGCAUUACUGAUGUAGGGUUUGGUUUUCUGAUUUAGUUUGGGUUCUUUCCUGAUGCUGGUUGCACGGUGGUCCCCAUGGUGGGUUUUGGCUCGUUUGUUUGUCAGUCAAUGGAUGUCAAUGUUAGCGU